Molecule: messenger RNA, 396 nt
Organism: Aspergillus chevalieri
Lineage: Eukaryota; Fungi; Ascomycota; Eurotiomycetes; Eurotiales; Aspergillaceae
Exons: 1
Source: RefSeq, a predicted model, not a curated record
GCCUGUCAGGGGGGUGGGACAUAUGAUUCUCCUCCUAGCAACAAGACUCUUCCACUGAUCCACUAUCUGCUGGAUAAUGGGGCUGACCCUCAAAAGGGUUCCUGGAGAGAUUGUGGCGCACUCUGCACAGCACUAGAGUUCUCACGGCCAUUGGAGAUCUUGGACAAGAUGAUUGACAAAGGGGCGACAGUGGAUGAUUUUGUCUUCUCUGAGGCAGUCAGGAGUCGGCGGAUUGAUGCUGUGGAGUUGUUUUUUGAGAAGGCAACACUCCAUUGCUCUACAAAAAAGAUGCUUCAUGAGGCACGAAAGACAAAAGACAGGGAGAUUAAGUCUCUAGUGAAGGCUGGAGUUGCAAAAAGGACGGACCAGCCCAAAUGGUGGCAGAUUUGGAAAUAA